CACAUCCAGUAGCUGGAUCCCACAAAUCUCGCCAUUCAGUCUCAUUGCAAUAUUAUCAUUAGAUCGCGCGCAUACUCAACAGCGCGAGUCCUCUGAUCCUUGCCGAAAACGACGACGCAGUCAAUAUUAGAUUUGCUCAACAGAACACUCGAUCAGCCAUUCGUCCCAAUGCAGUGACCUUACCCGAUAACCUCAUCCUCGACAACAUCAUCUGUCGGCGUUGAUGACCUGAAGCAUGUCACGCGACAAUGCAUCCACUCUCCCACUACACAACCCCAGCAAUGUCUCCAGGUCGAGCUCGAGCAAUUCUUUGAGGUUACCGCCAGGCAAUCCGCAGUCACAGCAGGCUGUUGGCCAUCAACGCUCUCCCAGUCGCUUGAAACUACCCGGUCAGCAAACAAUCACUGGCCAGCAUUCCCGCCUGUCGCCACAGGAUGUCGCCGAUCGCCAUCACACAUCCUUGACCCAUGGUCUAUCGCCGCAGGAUGCGAGUGCACGGCUGCAAACUCAAGGACCCAAUGAGCUUCCACAUGACGAGCCAGAUCCGUUAUGGCGGCGAUUUCUGGAUCAGUUCAAAGAGCCAUUGAUUCUCCUACUAUUGGGGAGCGCCUUCAUCUCGGCGGUCAUGCAAAACUAUGAGGACGCGAUAUCUAUCGCCAUUGCUGUGACCAUUGUUGUGUCGGUGGCCUUUGUGCAGGAGUAUCGCAGUGAAAAGAGCCUGGAGGCCUUGAACCAAUUGGUGCCGCACUAUGCGCAUGUCAUCAGGAGCAAUGGAGGCGUGAAGAGUGAAAGUGGUGAAAACGGAAAACUGUCCGGGCCUGGUAUGAGCGACUAUCCCGCCGCUGAACGUGCCAGCACAACUAUCUCUGCCUCGCAGCUCGUGCCGGGCGAUCUUGUUUUGUUUCAUACUGGUGACAGAGUGCCAGCGGAUAUUCGAAUCACGCAUUCAGCAGAUUUGAGUAUAGAUGAGAGCAAUCUCACGGGUGAGAACGAGCCUGUCAGGAAAAGCGAGGAUAUCGCCACUCCCAGCGCUCAGCAGAACGGGGGUGGAUCACCACUCGUUCGAACACUUUCGAAUAAUGGGGAACUUCGGUUGACCGAUCAAACCAACAUCGCAUUUCAGGGAACGCUUGUUCGCUCGGGAUAUGGCCAGGGCAUUGUGAUUGGGACUGGCGGCGAUACGGAAUUCGGAGCCAUCAGUGCUUCUCUGCAGGAGAUCGAGUCUCCACGGACGCCUUUGCAGCAGAGCAUGGAUCGACUCGGCAAGGAUCUCAGCUACAUGUCCUUUGGCGUUAUUGCUGUCAUCGUGCUGAUUGGUCUAUGGCGUGGGAUGAAAUUCCUGGAGUUGUUCCAAAUCGCAGUCUCGCUCGCAGUGGCGGCGAUUCCCGAAGGUCUGCCAAUCAUCGUGACAGUAACGCUGGCGCUCGGUGUGCUUCGUAUGAGCAAGCGCAAUGCCAUUGUCCGCAAGCUUCCAUCUGUGGAAACCCUUGGCUCUGUGAAUAUCAUUUGCUCUGACAAGACCGGUACCCUGACCAUGAAUCAUAUGACAGCAAGCAAAAUGUGGAGUUUUGGAAAUGGUGCCCCGAUGGACGUGCAAACAGUCCGCACAGACGCGCCGAAUGGGCCGACGACACAAGCUGUUCUACGAAGUGCUAACAUUGUCAAUAAUGCGAUCUUAAACUCUAACGAACUUCCUGGAAAAGUCUCCGCUGGUAGUGCUGCAGUUCUGGCGAGUACCGGCGGAGACGAGUCAUCGAGCGGAACUAGUCGCUGGGCUGGGCAGCCUACCGAUGUUGCAUUGCUAGAUCUGCUGGACAAGUUUGGCGAAGACGAUGUUCGCGAGCGAGUCGGCAAGCGGCAGCAGGAGGUGUCCUUCUCGAGUGAGCGCAAAUGGCAGGGAGUGGUCAUUGAAGGUCAAGCAGGCAGUGCUACAGCUUAUAUCAAGGGCGCUCUCGAGCGGGUGAUCACACGUUGCGAUACGUAUCUCACUACACAAGGUGAUGAGAUUGUUCUGGACGAACAGCGGAGGCGAGAAGUCGAACAAGCAGCCAAUGCAAUGGCAGAAGAAGGUCUUCGAGUUCUCGCCUUUGGCUCCGGUAGUGUCCGUCUAGGUUCUAAAGCGGACAGAGGUCGCGCCUCCACCCCCACGACAACUGCCCGUGGAGUCGAGGACACAUACACUGGUCUGACAUUCACUGGUCUUGUCGGAAUGUCAGAUCCCCCUCGGAAAGGCGUUGAUCGUAGCAUUCGCCGGCUCAUGGCAGGCGGCGUCAAGGUUAUCAUGAUCACCGGGGACGCCGAGACUACUGCGGUUGCGAUCGCCAAGAAGCUUGGAAUGCCGAUAAACAUGAACUCGGCACUGGGCUCACCUGUGCUGCGCGGCGAUCAACUGGAUGGCAUGAGCGACGGUGACUUGCAGGCCGCAGUGAACAAUGUCAGCAUUUUUGCCCGCACAAGCCCCGACCACAAGAUGAAGAUCAUCAGAGCACUGCAAGCACGCGGUGAUGUUGUCGCAAUGACCGGCGAUGGUGUUAAUGAUGCACCAGCCUUGAAGAAGGCCGAUAUUGGUAUCAGCAUGGGCAAGUUGGGCACCGACGUGGCCAAGGAAGCCGCCGACAUGAUUCUCACCGACGACGAUUUCAGUACUAUCUUGGCCGCCAUCGAAGAAGGCAAAGGCAUUUUUUACAACAUUCAAAACUUCAUCACUUUCCAGUUAAGCACCAGCGUCGCAGCAUUGGGAAUUGUCAUGAUGAGCAGCUUGGGCGGUUGGAAGAACCCGCUCAAUGCGAUGCAGAUUCUCUGGAUUAAUAUUCUCAUGGAUGGCCCGCCAGCACAAUCCCUUGGUGUAGAACCUGUGGAUCCAGAGUUGCUCUCACUCCCGCCACGCCCUCGAAAUGCCCGUGUCCUCACGCCACGCCUCAUCCGUCGAGUCCUCCAAUCUGCAUCUGUCAUCCUCAUCGGCACACUCUUCACCUACGUCUCAAACUUGACCGCCGAGGACCUCGCCGCACACAGCGUAUCCGACCGGGAUACCACCCUCACAUUCACCCAAUUCGUGCUCUUCGAUAUGUUCAACGCGCUCACCUGUCGAUCCGAAGGCAAAUCUGUCCUCCGCGGCGAGCUACCCCUAUCUUCCGGCAAAGGUGGAAAUAGAAUGUUCAACUACGCUGUUGUGGGUAGCCUGCUCGGUCAGGGUCUGGUCAUAUAUUUCCCACCUCUGCAGAGAGUCUUCCAGACGGAAGCGUUGAGUUUCACUGAUCUUCUGCGUUUGAUACUCAUGGCGAGUACGGUUCUGUGGGUCGAUGAGGGCAGGAAAUGGUACGAACGCCGGCAGAAAGAGAGGAGAGGGUACGGUGGUGGAUAUAGUCGCAGAGUAUAAUAUAAUAUGAUCGACUUGUAUAUUCCUGCCCUGCUUAGCCCCCAUCACGAUCAUGCACUGUAUCGAACCCCCUAUCUUCCUCGUGCGCCCUUUGAGGGCUGUAAGUCCAAGGACUAUCACUUGUGCUGUCUGAAGCCGGCGGAGGUUCGUGGACUGGGUAUUCGUUUCACAAUUGCAGAUGUAGUGCCUCUAGCGGAGAUUCGAGCGAAUGACUACAGAGGUUCAC
Molecule: messenger RNA, 3605 nt
Organism: Dissoconium aciculare CBS 342.82
Lineage: Eukaryota; Fungi; Ascomycota; Dothideomycetes; Mycosphaerellales; Dissoconiaceae
Product: putative calcium/mangenease P-type ATPase
Exons: 2
Coding region: 236-3379 (1047 amino acids)
Biological process (GO): manganese ion transport; intracellular calcium ion homeostasis; calcium ion transmembrane transport
Cellular component (GO): plasma membrane; endoplasmic reticulum; Golgi membrane
Molecular function (GO): P-type calcium transporter activity; ATP hydrolysis activity; ATP binding
Source: RefSeq, a predicted model, not a curated record